AAAGGGCGGGUAGGAGGGGUGGAGAGAAGGAGAAUAGGAGCGAGGGGAAAGAGGGUGGGGACGAACAGAGAAGCCGAAGAAAGGACCAGAGGGAGCCGGGGCGAAGGCCGCGGAGGGUGCAGCGGGACCUCGCCAGGCCGCCCCACGAGCGAGCCAGGCGCCGCCAUUCCGCUGCUCGGGGCGCCGCCGUCGCCGCGCCCGGGGGCCAUGCUCCCGCCGCCACCGCGCCAGCCGCCGCCCCAGGCGCGCCCGGCCCGCGGCGCGGUGAGCCUGCAGCGGCCCUUCCUGCGCGGCCCGCUGGGCGUGCUGCGGAUCCUGCAGCUGCUGGCGGGCGCCUCCUUCUGGAUCACCAUCGCCACCAGCAAGUACCAGGGCCCCGUGCACUUCGCGCUCUUCGUGUCCGUGCUUUUCUGGCUGCUGACCCUGGGUCUCUACUUCCUCACGCUGCUGGGCAAGCACGAGCUGGUACCCGUGCUGGGCUCGCGCUGGCUCGUGGUUAACGUUGCGCACGACCUGCUGGCUGCUGCUCUCUACGGCGCCGCGACGGGCAUCAUGAUCGACCAGACGCAGCGCCACAGCUACUGCAACCUGAAGAAUUACCCUCUGCCCUGCGCCUACCAUGCCUUCCUGGCGGCCGCCGUCUGCGGGGGCCUGUGCCUCGGCCUCUACCUGCUGUCGGCCUUCUACGGCUGCUGCCGUCGCUACCAGGGCAAGCAGGAAGUGGCGUGAGGCCGCCAGCGCCUACCGCGGCCGGAUCGGCGACCGGGACCCAUCCGGGUCCUUCCCGCCGCCCUGGGCCUGCGCGCCCUGGCCUCUGGCCCUGCCCUGCGUUUCCACUGCCGCCCGCGCCAAGGACCCUAGACAAGCCGACCCCGCAAACCACAGCGCCGACUCCAGACCACCGCUCGGAAGGCGCUGUCGGUCUCUGGGGACCCGCGCAGCCACCCAAGUGGCUGACUCACGAGCUCAGAAGCACCCCCCUUCACCACCCCUCCGCCCCCCUCUUCGGCAAAACUUAACGGCUCCUCUUCCCUAUCCCUGCUGAGAGCAAGACGUGGACAGGCGCCGCGUAGAUCCGGGGAGGCUCCCAAGUUAGAACCAGACGAAGGGUUUCGCCACUGCCCUCCCCUCUCCAGUCCCGCAGUCGAAAGAGCACCCCUUCCCUGGCCCCUCUUCAGCCUCAGGUGCUGUAAAAGGCUGGCAGGCAGCUGCGGGUAGAGCUGAGGGCAGGCCUCGGCUAGUCCUGGGAUUAGUGACGAGUUUGGGUUUAGUUUGAGAUUGUGUAGGGAUCCUGCAUAACACCUCCCUGCCCAUCCCUGGUGCUUCAAAGUCUUGGGGUGGGGCCAGGCUUCAGAGGUGAGAAUGGAUAGGAAGACCCAUGGGCUACACCCUUCUAUCUUUGGAGUCUUCUCUCACCUCCUGCUCUGCCUCUGCACUUGGGCUUCUUGCAAGCCAGUCCCAACACACUAACUUCCCUGGCCUCACUGUAACUUAGUCUUUUCCCAGACUUCUACUCCAUCACAGCCUUCAAUAUGUUUGCAGUAGGAAUCCCAGAGCACCGUCAGAGAAUGUUAAGGUGAGGCCCAGCCCCACUUUGUUACAGAUAGGGACCUAGAGUCUGUUCUUGGGAACAGCCAACUUAAGAAGAGAACCUUGGGCUCCGCAGCAUCGGUAUUUACAGGAAAGCAGGGAAUGUUCCAGGAAGCCUGACCCAGGAGCUGUUUCUACCUAAAAGCCCAUUGGAAGCCCAAUGGGUUGUCAAUGGUACUGUCUCCCCUUCUUGGAAAUUGGUGAUGUUCAUUAGCACAGCGUUGACUCUGAGACCCUGGUACUAGAAGCCCAAGCACAAUAAUUUAGUUUACUGUAUUAACUGGUUCUGGGCCCUGAUUGGUGUUUCCCACCUCAAGGUUCUGGGCAUUUCUGUGCUGUCCCAAUUCCUGCUUGUUCCUGCAGUCUGCUCUGUUGAAGAUUUUGGAAACUCUUUCCAAGGGAAUUUUUCUAAUGGGGGACCCAGCCCAGUGAGGAGGGAGCUUGGCUCUUGCCAACCAUAGAUUUGGGAACUGGUGAACUCGAACAUUCUUUUACAUUGUUGGAGAAUGAAGCCAAGGUCAUCCAGAUGUUUUCCCAGUUGAAGGGACUGUCACCUGUAGGAGAUCCUGGCAUAGAUUGUGAGCUGGCAGGGUGCACCCUGUUUACCAAAGAAGAUAAAUCUCUGGAGCUGGGCUGAACAGCCAGCCUGUCUCUAAGGGUUCUGUGUUGCUGAGGCCAUGGAGAUUCCCAGAGCUGGUCAAGCUGGCCUCUCCCUGGGCCCACUGCCCUGGCUGGCAACACCAUUCUGGCCUGGGCCAGUAGAAAAUUUCAGUGUCUUUACUGGUAUUUGGAACAGGUGGGAAAGGCAGUGACCUCUGCCUAGCAGCCUCCUUCUACACCGUCCAAUGGAAAAUUGAUGUAGCCUCAACCCAAGUGAAAUCCUGAUUCCUUUGGUGCUGUGAUUUGGGCACAAGAUUCCAGAUACCUGGAAUGGAACUCUGGACUCUACCCUUAACAAUGGAUUUUAGUUCCAGCCUUUGUUCUUUUUCCUUUUGCCUUUUUUAGAUCACCAUCUAAGUUGCAUCCUCAGCUCAGGUCCCGCCCCUUCAGAUCUCUUUCUUGGUCCCCCAGCCCUAGGUCUGUGGCCAGGUGACCUUACUCAGGAGCAGACAUCUUGGUACUCAUGGUGCCUUAAUCCAUCCAGACUUCCCUGUAGCAAGUCUGGAGCUUACUGGCUCCUCCAGAUGUGCCUUCCUGCUUGGCUUCUAGUGGCUUGGCAGUCCCUCUGCCAGAUGAGAGAAGGAGCGAUAAGAUUGUGGCCGUAUCCACCCUCCUUCCCAAGGUUGUGUGCCGUAAGUAUGGCCACCUGAUCUGGCCAGAACUUUUGGCUUCUGGAGGUAUACUUACAGGCCUCCCUCCUUGACCCCAGGUCUCAGGUCACCUCAAGGCACCCUGGCAGAUCCUAGCCCAAAAAUCUGGGACCAUUUGUGUAUUCAGGAGAUGAUUUUGACAGUGCUCUGCAAAGGCCAAGGGAGAGACUCCUUGGGAGGAGUGGGGGUAGUAAGGGAGAGAGCACUGGUGUGCCUUAUUCAGUAGCUUAGUAGUGGUUCCUUAUGCUUUUCUGAAUAAACUGUGUUUUUUCUGAUC
Heterocephalus glaber (naked mole-rat) is the source of this 3177-nucleotide messenger RNA. RefSeq names its product MARVEL domain containing 1 (gene Marveld1). The record is from RefSeq and is a predicted model, not a curated record. Gene Ontology annotation, cellular component: membrane. Gene Ontology annotation, biological process: myelination. Lineage: Eukaryota; Metazoa; Chordata; Mammalia; Rodentia; Bathyergidae. Gene Ontology annotation, molecular function: structural constituent of myelin sheath.